AUGGACUUUCUUAACAUGGCCAAGGGGAAAUACGCCGCUGGUGACGUGACGGACAAGAAUAAGAAGAGUGACUCGAUUUUCAAUAAGGCUUUAGACGCCGCGGAGAAAUAUCAUGCCAAAGAAAAGGUUUCCGAGUUUGCGCAAAAACGUGUGGCCAAGCGGGAGACAGAGAAGCAGCAACCUGGAUACGUCGAGAAGAACAAAUCUUCUGUGGACAAGGCUUUGGAGGCUGCCGAGGACUUCCUCGCCAAGCAAGGACAGUCUACACCGCAGCACGCAGCGACCAAGAAAGACAAGAAGGACAAUCAGAUGGAAGAUCUCAUUGGGAAUGCCAAACAGUUACUAUCCAAGAAGUUCUAG
Plasmopara halstedii is the source of this 360-nucleotide messenger RNA. RefSeq lists its product as uncharacterized. Lineage: Eukaryota; Oomycota; Peronosporomycetes; Peronosporales; Peronosporaceae. The coding region runs from base 1 to 360 and encodes 119 amino acids. The record is from RefSeq and is a predicted model, not a curated record. The transcript has a single exon.